Molecule: messenger RNA, 3032 nt
Organism: Neocloeon triangulifer
Lineage: Eukaryota; Metazoa; Arthropoda; Insecta; Ephemeroptera; Baetidae
Product: spondin-1-like
Exons: 16
Coding region: 182-2812 (876 amino acids)
Biological process (GO): cell adhesion
Cellular component (GO): extracellular matrix
Molecular function (GO): serine-type endopeptidase inhibitor activity
Source: RefSeq, a predicted model, not a curated record
GGUUGCGCGCGCUCUCUGCGUGUGAAGGCGCUGAGGGAGAACUAAAAUAUUAGACUAGAGAGCCGAGGCGCUGAAAGGCUUAGUUUGUCGCGGAGAGUGCUUAUCACCGGUUGGAGCAUUGCUGUCGUUGCCAACCACGUUAUUGCCGAUUUAUUCAGGCAAAAUAAAAUCGCCUGAAGUGAUGCUACACAUCAAGCGCUGGCUGCUGCUGGCGCUAUUUCUAGGCGCACUUUGUUCUGGAGCUUUGUCUGCACGAUGCGACCGGGAACCUGAGGGUCGCCUCACCUCCAAGUCAGCCAUCGAUGGAAGGUUCAGGAUCAAAGUCAGCGGCAACCCUGAGAAAUACGUACCUGGCGAGGUGUACACGGUGACCCUGCAGGGCGCGCGCAACCAGCAAGUGCCGCAGAAGUUCACCGGUUUCAUGCUGUCGGUGGAGCCGCUGAGCAAUGGAGCGGCCGCCGACACUGCAGUUGGACACUUCCAACUGUUUGGGGACGCUCUGACCAAGUUCAGCGAGAAGUGUCCCAACACGGUGUCACAGACAUCUUCCAUGCCAAAGUCCGAGAUCCAGGUGCUCUGGACCGCACCGCUAACGCCCGGAAGCGGAUGUUUAGUCUUUAGAGCCACGGUGGUAGAGCACCGCGACGUUUGGUACCAGGACGACGGGCCUCUGAGCAAAAUUCUUUGUGAGGACGUGCAAGAAAGCCUGGACGAGCAGCCGCAAAUAAUCGACCCCUGCUGUGCCUGCGACGAAGCCAAAUACGAGGUGACUUUCGAGGGUCUCUGGUCGAGACACACUCACCCGAAAGAUUUCCCCACUAACGGGUGGCUCACCCGUUUUAGCGACGUCAUCGGCGCAUCGCACACGGUUGAUUACAGGUUUUGGGAGUACGGCGGCAUUUCUUCCGAAGGGGUGCGCCAAGUGGCCGAAAAGGGGUCGACCCGUAUGUUAGAGAGCGAGCUUAAGUCUGAGAGCGAACACAUAAGGACAAUCAUUAAGGCCAGGGGUAUAAGUUACCCCAACGUUACUGGAAAAACCUUUGCCGUUUUCAGGGUUGACAAACAUCAUCAUCUCAUGUCAUUAAUUUCAAUGAUUGAUCCAUCGCCUGAUUGGAUUGUUGGUGUUUCUGGGCUGGAGCUGUGUUUGAAAAACUGCAGCUGGGUCGACUCCAAAGUGCUCAACCUUUACCCUUGGGACGCGGGUACGGACAGCGGCGUGUCUUACAUUUCACCGGACCAGCCAACCAACCCCAGGGAACCCAUCAGAAGGAUAACAUCCAGCUUCCCCAACGACCCCAGAUCGCCGUUUUAUGACCCCACCGGCGUCGAAAUGAAACCACUGGCGCGCCUUUACAUCACGAGGCAAAGACUUUACGAGAAGAGCUGCCUCGAAGACGGCGCCAAAGCGAGCCAGGAGGUCCCCGAAGAAGAGUCAGGCGAACAAAGAAACCCUUUGUACCACCUGCGAGUAGACGAGUGUCGCGUGGGCGACUGGUCCGAUUGGUCUCCAUGCUCGGCCUCGUGUGGCCGCGGAAUGAAGCACCGCCAGCGCUUCUACUCAAACCAGGUGGAGGCCGAGAUCAACAUGUGUGACCGCCAAUUGACCUCUCGAAUGUCCUGCACCGGAGAACACCCUUCUUGCAGUUUAGGAGAACCAAAGCCGGGCACGACAAGCGAUAACCCCAUGUGCGCCACCACUGAUUGGGGUCAGUGGUCCUCGUGCUCCGUGACCUGCGGCAGAGGAGUUCGCACAAGAUCAAGACGUUACAUCAACAGGCAUGUGCGAAAAAUGUGCAACGUUGAAUUGCGCCAGACGGAAGUGUGCUUUGGUGAAGAGGAAUGUGAAAAUGGAGCAGUCACUGACGAAACGAAUUUGCCUUCCUACUGUAGAACAACCUCUUGGAGCGAGUGGGGCCCUUGCAGCGUGAGCUGCGGCCAGGGUCUUCAGCUCCGUUCAAGGCUUUACCAAAGCCAGAGCCCAAUGACCCAGCAAUGUGGCCUGCCAAUGGUGGAGCAGGUCGAGUGUCAGGCUGAGUUGGCGGACUGCGACCUUGGCCCUGAGGACGCCAAGUCCGUGUGCCAACUGGAAAAGGAAGUUGGGCCCUGUCGCGGGUACUACCCUCGUUGGUACUUUGACCCUUUGACGGAGGAGUGCCAGCAGUUUGUGUUCGGUGGCUGCAGAGGCAACAGGAACAACUUCGAAACGCAGGAAGAGUGCGAAUCAACUUGCGCCGAAGUCAAAGACGGUGACGACACCACGGAUAAAACUUCUUUUGGAAACAUUGACCUUGACAACCGCGUGGCAAACGUGACAAGGGUGUAUGAGCCGUACCCAACUCCAAUGGGACAAGUCUUCCCCGUCACAGCCAUCGUUGGUGCCAAAGUGGACUGUGAGGUUUCGGGAUGGUCUGAUUGGUCUGCAUGCACAGCCACGUGUGGAAAGGGGUGGAAAAACAAGUGGAGGAAAAUCAAGGUGCAUCCCAAAAAUGGAGGCAAGCCCUGCCCAAAAAGGCUGCUGAAGAGGAGAAAGUGCAAAGAACGCUCAUGUGAUGGCAGCGAUGAUGACCACCCAGAUGACACCCUUCCCACCUGGGGUGAAGCUUUGAUCAGACCGAAAGAAGGCGGCUUGAAGGGAGGAGGCGAUUGCAAGCUUUCUCAGUGGAGCCCUUGGUCACCGUGCUCCCAGUCAUGCGGAGCCAACGCUAUGGAGCAGAGGACGCGAAGUGUCAUUUCGCCUCCUUGGGGCGACGGACUGCCCUGCGGCCCGAGACUGCAGAGGCGCCCGUGCGCUCUUCUGCCAUGCCCUCGCUAACCCACGGGGUCCACACCCUGACCCUGGCACACACACACAAAUACUCCCUCUUUAGAGAUAGUGAUUUUUCGGACUUAACAUUUUUCACUCUCCAGGCAAAGCAUUUAACCUUUUAAGUACAUCUACGGGAGGCACUAACGUUGUGUAUUAUUAAUUAUUAUUAAUGAUGAUUUGCAGUCUACCCAAAUAUAAAUAUAACUAUUUUGAUUUCGUAAUAGAA